AUGGGAGAUGAUAAGAAAGCUGCUAAGAGCGAUGAUAAAAAGGAAGAUGAGGAUGAGAGGUUGGAUUACAUACUGACUUAUCUUACGAAGACGUUGCGCUUGAAACAGGACAAAUGGAACAAAAUGAUAGCCACUGAUGAGUAUAAAUCGGUGGUUAUGAAUUUCCUAAAUAAAUGGCAAAUGAUGCUGAUUUUGAGAAUUGCUACUUCAGGAUUACUAGUUUCCGCAACCGAAUUCCCCAAUUCGCAACGCAACAAAUUUACGUAUUUUAUCAAGAAAAGCGAAACUCAUCUCGACAUGGAUAAUAUUAAAGAAGAACUUAUAAUGGGCGAGUUCUCUUAUAAACCCAUCGAAGAUUUAUCCAUACUUGCUGAGGAGAUCUUUACUCCUAUACUCACCAAUUACAACAAUUCUAGAGGAUGGCCAAAUGUUCUUUAUACAGAUGUAAAGAAGCAAAUUGUUGCAUUCAACAGUACACUAUAUCAGAUUAAAGGAUCUUUGAAAGGCGUGACAUUGUUACCCAUGCCAUCAGAUAUAGAACACAUCUUUGAAGCUGAGGAGCGUUAUAGACAAGGCGAGGUUUAUGAUUCCGACUUGGUUCUCAAGGCCUCGGCUGAAGCCGCUGUUAUACGAUGGUCUAAUAUAAUAAGUGACAUUCUUAAGCAAACUUCAAUGGUGUCAUUUGCUGGAGGUGCUCAUCCAGGGCCUAGCAAAGAAGUUCAGUUUUGGUUGUCAAGAUUAAAGAAUUUGGAAGGUAUCUAUAAUCAACUCAGAGAUCCGAGGGUUAAAAAGUUGGUCAUGUAUUUGGAAAUGACAGACAGCAGCUAUAUGACAUGUUUCAAAGAUAUAUUUAAGUGCGUCGUGGCUGGAAUUAUUGAGUCGCGAGACAUUUCCUUAUAUUUCAUGCCAAUGAAGCAGCACUUUGAGCGUUUUGAGGGCGACGAAUUUAUUGAUAAUUCAGAUUAUAUUAAGCCAUUUCUACAUUGCAUUGGAUUAUUUUGGGGAAACUGUCGGUAUUAUUGUAACAGCGGAAAGAUAGUACUGCUUUUGCAACAAGUCGCAAAUUCUCUUAUUGAUGCGGUCACUAGAUCGAUAGAACCAAGUUCGAUUUUCCAAGGGGACACCGAAGAGAUCCAUAAGAAGUUUAUUAUAUGUUUAGAACUUUUAGACAAAUUUGAGAAGAAUUUUGAGAUCGUCAGGAAUAAUUUAGAACAGUACUUUCCAGCAGAGGUCACUCCCGUCCCUUGGACGUUUCAUUCUCGGAAUGUCUUUCAAAGAUUGUACGAUUUUAAAGCCAGACUUAAAUUGGUUGAUGGAAUUUUAGCUACGGCUUUGGAGUAUUUUAAAUUGGAAAAGGUGGAAAUUGGCGGUCUUAAAGGCAGAAUUAUUUCACAGAAAUGUGUUGAGUUGUUUGAAGAAUUUAACAAAGCCUAUAGUAAAUUUCAAAAUAUUCAAUAUGAUAUAUUAGAUAUUGAGGACGAAAAUAUAUAUAAGCAUGAAGGAAAAUUUGCAAAGAAGUGCUUCGAUUACGAUAUGCGUCUAGCAGCAAUCUUUUGUCAGGGAUUUGAUGAAUGCAAUGAUUUGGAGGGUAUGUGUAAAUUGGUGAACAUAAUUGGUAAUCUUAUUGAGAGGACAAUCAUUUACACUGAGUUAAAGCCAAAGAUUGAUCGAUUAGUAGAACUUUUAUCAGUUGAAUUGGAUACUGUCAAAGCACUUUACGAUGAAGGAAUAAAGCACGGCGUUCCAACAAAUAAUUAUUUUCCUCCAGUAUCUGGAAAAAUGUGGUGGCUUCAUAAAUUAAGAUCUCGCAUUACAUUUCAAACGGAAAUGUAUAAAUCAGUUAAUCAUCCAACCAUAAAAAAUGAAGACUCAUUAUAUAACCUGGAGAAAUACGAUCAACUAAUAGAUAUAAUUGUUAGUGAUGAGAAGAAGACGUUCGAAGAUUGGGCUAAAACGAUACCACAGAUUAUUGCAAAGAAUUUGUCCAAAAUGCAGUUACUAAGAAGCAACAAUGAUAUGCUUAUAGAAUUGAACUUUGACGCCGAGUUGGAGUGUGCCCUUAGGGAAAUCAAAUAUAUUAAGUUAUUGGGAAAGGAGGAAGAUCUUCCGGAAAGUGCAAAAGGUCUCUUCGAUCGCAACGAGGAGUUGGUGAAAGCUGUUCAAAAUCUUAUGAGAACAGUCGAGUGGUAUAAUCACUUGAAGCAAAAAACCUUGAGUGUAGAAUUUGCAAUGAUACAACCAGAAAUCGAAGAAAUAGAUGAACUACUGGAGCAAGCGAUUACGGCAUUAACAUGGGAAACAGACAGUUAGUUUAUAUAUUUUGAACAGAUCAACGAAAUGCACGUCAGGUUGCAUGAGUUAUAUCUUCGGGUGAGUCAAGCACAAAACAACAUUAGUAAUUUCUUUGAGGAAGCGGAUAUGUGGGCACUACAACCAAUAUUUGGAAGGAAAGACGACAAAGAUGAUGAACUUAUUGGCUUAGAUAAUAGGUUAGAUCGAAUUACCAAGAAAUACGAGAAGGUGAAAAAUUCAUCUGAUGAAAUAAUAUUAAUUUUAAAAGAAAAUUAUUACCUAUAUCAUGCAGCUUUGGAAGAUGAGAAAUGGAUAGAUUAUCUCAAUUAUUUAGAUGACUUGAUCUUGAAAAAGUUACUAGAAGCCGCUACAGUGAGUAUGCACUUCUUCACUUACGAAAUGAACGAGAAUGGCGAAAAGUAUCCAGUAUUUGAAAUCACGAUCGAGUUAAGAGAUCCAAAUAUCUAUUCUGAUCCAUCAUUUGAUAUGGAACAGGACAAUAAUUUUCCACGCUUUCUUAAUGGUCUUCUGAUAGAGAUUACUCAAAUGGGAGAGUACUUUGUACGUAUUUUAUUGGAAAAGGGAGAGAAUUACCUACAAGACGUGAUACAUGACAACUACAUUCAAGACAUACAAAAUGAUAUAUUGGCCAAGGCAAAUGCAGCAGUCCAAGAAGCAGUUACCUAUUUAGAGGAGUUCGAAGAAUACGAGUAUCUUUGGUUGGAUAGUCGUCAAGAAUUCUUGAGGCAGUUUCUUCUGUAUGGUAAAGUUUUAACGCCAGAAGAAAUAGUGUUAUCACGGAAUGAAGAAGGGAUCAAGGAGACGCCACCAACGAUUAAACAAUUUAAAGAACAGAUCGAUACUUAUGAAGAAUUAAAGAUCAAGAUUGAGGCUAUCCCAUAUGAAAAGAAAAUUUUGGGUUGGUUGAGAUUGGAUAUAAAACCGCUUAGGCAGAGUAUAUUGAAUAUGGCAUGUAAGUGGAGUCAUAUGUUUAAACAACAUUUGAUGGAUCAUGUAUUAAACAGUAUUGAAGAGCUAGAGAAUUUUAUUAUUGAAUCUAUUGAGGCGAUGCAAAAGCCUCUUGCAGACGAUGACUAUGAUGGUCUCAUAACAAUUAUGGGAUAUUUGUUUAAGGUAAAAGAUCGUCAGAUGGCUACAGACUAUAUGUUUGAUCCAUUGAAGGAGAUCAUGAAUCUUUUGGGUGAAUAUGGUGUUGAAUUUACAGAAGAGACUCAUGUACAACUCCAGGAGCUACCUGAUAAAUGGAAUAACUGCAAAAAAGUGGCGCUCACUACUAAACAAGCUAUUGCACCUAUGCAAGCUAACCAAGUUAAUGCUAUAAGGAAGAGAUUGGCAUUGUUCGACAUCAGACAAUCUAUGUACAGAGACAACUUUAAGAAAAGUUCAAUAUUCAAGUUUACCUGUAAAGAUGUAUAUAAAACAUUGGACAAAAUUCAUCGAGAGGUUAAAGAGCUAGAAACUGACAUGGAUAAAUUGGUUGAUCAAGGAAAUUUGUUUGAGCUUCAAAUACCAGAGUUCAAACCUAUUAAGACUGUACGAAAGGAAGUAAAAAUGGUAAAACAAUUAUGGGAUUUUGUGAAUAUUGUCAAUUCAAAUAUUGACGAGUGGAAGUACACACCUUGGCGUAAGAUAGACGUUGAAGGUAUGGAAAUGGAAUGUAAGAAGUUUGCAAAGGAGUUACGAGCAAUGGAUAAAGAGCUAAGGACAUGGGAUGUAUACAACCAAACUGAGGCAACAAUUAAAAAUCUCUUGACGUCAUUGAGAGCAGUUACAGAGUUACAGAAUCCAGCCAUUCGAGAUAGACAUUGGAAACAGCUGAUGCAAGCAACCAAGGUGAAAUUCGUGAUGGACGAAGGAACAACUCUAAAUGAUUUGCUUGCGCUUAACUUACACGAGUAUGAAGACGAGGUGAAGAAUAUUGUUGAUAAAUCUGUUAAAGAGAUGGCAAUGGAAAAAGUCCUGAAAGAGUUAAAUGUGACAUGGUCCACCAUGAAUUUCGAAAACGAUAUGCACGAACGAACAAAAUUGAAUUUAUUGCGUGCAUCUGAGGAGCUUAUAGAAACUUUAGAAGAUAACCAAGUACAGCUUCAAAAUAUGAUGACAUCCAAGUUCAUAGACUUCUUUCUCGAAGAAGUUUCAGAUUGGCAAAAGAAAUUGUCGAAUGCAGAUCAAGUGAUACAGGCAUAUUUUGAAGUGCAACGCAAAUGGUGUUAUUUAGAGAGCAUUUUUAUUGGAUCAGAGGACAUUCGUAAUCAAUUGCCAGAAGAUUCAAAGAGAUUCGAUAGAAUCGAUAAAGAUUUUAAAGAUGUUUUGAAUGAAAUGCAGAAGACACCAAAUGUAGUGAAAGCAACAAACAAACCAGGAUUGUACGAAAGAUUAGACGGCAUUCUUGGGGAGUUGAUGCUUUGUGAGAAGGCAUUAAAUGAUUACUUGGAAACAAAGAGGUUAGCAUUUCCACGUUUUUACUUUGUUUCCUCCGCCGAUCUUUUGGAUAUAUUAUCGAAUGGUAAUCAGCCGGACAUGGUUCAGAGACACUUGACUAAACUUUUUGAUUCUCUGGCAAAAUUAAGAUUUGAACAGGAGGGUGGAAAGAAUAGCAAAAAAGCAAAAGCAAUGGUUUCUAAAGAGAAUGAAGAGGUUGUAACGUUUGUGGGCAUUUGUGAUUGUACGGGAAAAGUUGAGGUCUGGUUGAAUAGAGUCAUUGAAAUUAUGCGAAAAACACUUCAUAAACUGUUUGGAGAAGCUAUAAGCACAUAUGAUGAAAAACCAAGGGAAGUGUGGAUUUUUGAUUAUCCAGCUCAGCCGGCUUUAUGCGGAACGCAAAUUUGGUGGACUUCUGAAGUGAAUAUGGCCUUUGCCAGGCUUGAGGAAGGUUAUGAAAAUUCGUUAAAAGAUUAUCAAAAGAAGCAAAUAGCCCAAUUGAAUGCACUGAUUGUCUUGCUGCUCGGUGACUUGUCUGCAGGUGAUCGUCAAAAGAUCAUGACAAUAUGUACAAUUGACGUGCAUUCGCGAGAUGUAGUUGCUAAAAUGAUAGUAGUUAAAGUUGAAAAUUCUCAGGCAUUUCAAUGGCAGAGUCAGUUACGACACAGAUGGGACGUAAAGGUGAAAGACUGUUUUGCCAAUAUAUGCGAUGCACAGUUUAGAUAUCAAUACGAGUAUCUAGGGAAUACGCCGCGUCUUGUUAUUACACCCUUAACCGAUCGAUGUUAUAUAACAUUGACUCAGAGUCUGCAUUUAAUUAUGGGUGGGGCACCAGCUGGGCCUGCAGGAACAGGAAAAACUGAAACUACUAAAGAUUUGGGCAAAGCCUUAGGAAUUAUGGUCUACGUGUUCAAUUGUUCAGAGCAGAUGGAUUAUAAAUCCGUAGGCAAUAUUUAUAAAGGCUUAGCCCAGACUGGAACUUGGGGGUGUUUUGAUGAGUUCAAUCGAAUAUCUGUUGAAGUAUUAUCCGUCGUAGCGGUUCAAGUUAAAACCAUUCAAGAUGCAAUCAAGGAUAAGAAAACUCGUUUUAAUUUCUUGGGAGAGGAUAUUGCUCUAAUACCAACGGUCGGUAUUUUUAUCACAAUGAAUCCGGGAUAUGCAGGACGUACCGAGUUACCUGAGAAUCUGAAAGCCCUCUUCAGACCUUGUGCCAUGGUUGUGCCCGAUUUUGAGUUAAUUUGUGAAAUUAUGUUGGUUGCUGAAGGUUUUCAAGAAGCACGACUUUUGGCUAGGAAAUUCAUAACAUUGUACACGUUAUGCAAAGAAUUAUUAAGCAAGCAAGAUCAUUAUGAUUGGGGAUUGAGAGCUAUUAAGUCUGUGUUGGUAGUUGCCGGAUCACUAAAACGUGGCGACCGUCAACGUCCGGAAGAUCAAGUAUUGAUGAGAGCUUUACGAGAUUUCAACAUACCUAAGAUUGUUACGGAUGAUGUGCCAGUGUUUAUGGGUUUAAUCGGUGAUUUAUUUCCGGCUCUGGAUGUGCCACGGAAGAGAAAUCUGGAGUUUGAAGUUUUAAUCAAAAGAUCAGCAAUUGAUAUGAAGUUGCAGCCUGAGGAUGGCUUUGUUCUUAAAAUUGUCCAAUUGGAAGAAUUAUUUGCUGUGAGACAUUCUGUGUUUAUCAUUGGUUUUGCUGGAACAGGAAAGUCAAUGGUCUGGAAAACACUUAAUAAAACGUAUUUUAAUAUGAAAAGACGACCAGUGUACAAUGAUUUAAAUCCAAAGGCAGUAACUAAUGAUGAACUAUUUGGUGUUAUUAACCCAUCUACACGCGAGUGGAGAGAUGGAUUAUUUUCUGUAAUAAUGCGUGAGCAGGCCAAUUUAACAGGAGAUGGUCCUAAAUGGAUUGUACUAGAUGGUGAUAUUGAUCCAAUGUGGAUCGAAUCUCUAAAUACCCUGAUGGAUGAUAACAAAGUAUUAACUUUAGCUAGCAAUGAACGUAUAGCACUUACAACCCAUAUGAGACUAUUAUUUGAAAUUGCGAAUCUUCGUACAGCCACACCAGCCACUGUAUCUAGGGCGGGUAUUCUUUACAUUAAUCCUGCAGAUUUGGGCUGGAAUCCGUAUGUAUCAUCUUGGAUUGAUACAAGAACACAACAAAGUGAAAAGGCAAAUUUAUCAUUGUUGUUUGAUAAGUACGUACCACCAUGCCUUGAAGCUAUGCGAAUCCGUUUCAAGAAAAUAACUCCUAUUUGUGAAAUUGCUCAUAUUUCCAUGCUUUGUUAUUUAUUGGAUUGUUUUUUAACACCUCAGAAUGUCCCAUUAGAUUGCCCUAAGGAUUGGUAUGAAAUAUAUUUUGUUUUUUCGAUCGUUUGGGCGUUUGGUUCGGCAUUAUUUCAAGAUCAAAUUAUUGAUUGGAGGAAUGAGUUUAGCAAAUGGUUUACUAAUGAAUUUAAAGCAGUGAAGUUUCCUACUGCUGGUACCGUUUUUCAUUACUAUAUUGACGAAGAAACAAAACAAUUCUUACCUUGGGAAGAUUUGACUAGAGAUUUUGAAUUGGAUGCAGAUAUUCCCCUUCAAGCAACUCUGGUAAACACUGAUGAAACUACUAGAGUAAGAUUUUUUGUAGACCAUCUUAUGGCAAAGAAACUCCCUGUGAUGUUAGUAGGAGGUGCAGGUUGCGGAAAAUCUGUAAUAAUCCAAGAAAAAUUAGAUGAGCUAUCAGACCAGUAUUUAGUUACUAAUGUACCGUUUAAUUUUUAUACCACUUCGGAGAUGUUGCAGAAGAUUCUAGAAAAACCAUUGGAGAAAAAAGCUGGAAGGGUUUAUGGUCCACCCGGUAGUAAGCAGAUGAUUUAUUUCAUAGAUGAUAUGAAUAUGCCUGAGGUAGACAAGUACUUCACUGUGCAGCCACAUACGUUGCUUAGACAACAUUUGGAUUAUCAGCAUUGGUACGAUCGUCAAAAAUUGACGCUUAAAGACAUACAAAAUAUCCAAUAUGUAUCAUGUAUGAAUCCUACUGCAGGAUCUUUUACUAUUGAUCCAAGACUUCAACGGCAUUUCUGUGUAUUUGCAAUGAGUUUUCCAUCAGUGGAAGCACUAUAUGUGAUUUACAAUUCUAUUCUGUCUCAGCAUAUGCUUAUACCAGGAAACAAAUUUUCCCCAAAUUUGCAGAAAGGGUGUCCAUCUAUUGUUGCAGCAGCUUUACAGCUUCAUCAGAGAAUAUCUAUGACGUUCUUACCAACUGCGGUCAAAUUUCAUUACAUAUUUAAUUUGCGUGACUUAUCUAACAUCUUCCAGGGAAUGCUCUUUGCGACAGGCGAUGCCAUCAACAAUCAGACAAGUCUUAUAAGGCUAUGGAUGCACGAAUCAAUUCGAGUAUAUGGAGAUAAAUUCACCGAAACCAAAGAUAACGAUACGUUCAAAAAGUUGAUCACAGAGAUUGUGAAAAAGGGUUUUGAGGAAAUAAAUGAAAACGAUGUAUUUGAAACACCAUUGAUAUUUUGCCACUUUGCUGAAGGAAUAGGUGAUCCUAAAUAUCAUCAGAUUUUAGAUUAUUCGCAUUUGAAUAAGUUGCUAUUAGAAGCUCUAGCUAGUUAUAACGAUUUGGUAGCGGCAAUGAACUUAGUAUUAUUUGAAGAUGCUAUGAACCAUAUCUGUAGAAUAAAUCGAAUUAUGGAAGCACCAAGAGGUAACGCUUUGUUAGUUGGUGUUGGUGGUUCUGGAAAACAAUCUCUGACACGUUUGGCAGCGUUUAUUUCAUCCCUAGAAGUCUUCCAAAUUCAAUUAAAGAAGGGUUAUUCCAUGAAUGACAUGAAGGCAGAUAUAGCAACAAUAUAUAUUAAAGCUGGUCUAAAAAAUGUUAGUACCGCAUUCCUAAUGACCGAUGCUCAAGUACCUGAAGAACAGUUUUUGGUACUGAUUAAUGACAUGUUAGCCUCUGGUGAGAUCCCUGAGCUUUUACAAGAUGAAGAUAUUGAGAAUAUUAUCAGCAUGAUGCGUGGCGAAGUGAAGAAUAUAGGAUUGGAAGAUUCUAGGGAAAACUGUUGGAAGUUUUAUAUUAAUAAAGUAAGGAAAUUAAUCAAAGUUAUUCUGUGCUUCUCUCCAGUUGGUUCAACACUGAGGGUGAGAUCACGCAAAUUCCCAGCUGUUGUCAAUUGUACCGCCAUCAAUUGGUUCCACGAAUGGCCAAAGGAGGCUCUCGAGAAUGUCUCUAAGCGUUUCUUGUCUGAAAUUGAAGUGCUUCCUAAAGAAUUGGUUAAUUCUGUAUCUCUUUUUAUGUCAUACGUACACACAUCGGUGAAUGAAAUGUCCGAAGUGUAUUUAACGAAUGAUAAGCGUUAUAACUAUACUACACCAAAGUCAUUUCUUGAGCAAAUUGCAUUAUAUUCAAAACUUUUAUAUGAAAAAACUGGAAACGUUGAUUAUAGCAUUUCACGCUUAGAAAUGGGUUUGUUAAAGUUAGUAUCUACUUCUCAAGAAGUGGAUGGUCUUCAAGAACAACUUUCCGUACAAGAGGUGGAAUUGGCAAAUAAAAACGCACAAGCAGAUAAGCUCAUAAAAAUUCUUGGUACAGAAAAUGAGAAAGUGGCCAAGGAACAAGUUAUCGCAUCUGAGGAGGAGGCUAAAGUCACAGUAAUCCAAGAAGAUGUUUCUGUUAAAGCGAAAGUAUGUGCAGAGGAUCUGCAAAAAGCUGAACCUGCUCUCCUAGCAGCACAGGAGGCACUUAAUACGCUCAAUAAGAAUAACCUGACAGAAUUAAAAUCUUUUGGCAGUCCACCUGAAGCUGUUGUCAACGUAAUUGCAGCUGUAUUAGUUCUUUUCUGUAAAGGAAAAGUACCCAAAGAUCGCAGCUGGAAGGCAGGAAAGAUGUUAAUGAAUCGCGUGGACAAGUUUCUCGAAGAUUUACUUACUUAUGAUAAGGAAAAUAUCCAUCCAGAAAUCGUUAAAGCGAUUCAGCCAUAUGUGAAAGAUCCAGAAUUUGAUCCCAAGAAAAUUGUGUCUAAGUCAACUGCGGCAGCUGGUCUUUGCGCAUGGGUAAUUAAUAUUAUGAGAUUUUAUGAUGUAUAUUUGGUAGUCGCACCUAAGAGGCGAGCUCUGCAAGAAGCAGAGGAUGAUUUGAAUAACGCGAGGACUCGAUUGAAGGAAUUAAACGAAAAAUUGAAAUUCUUAGAAAAUCAGCUUGCUACAUUGAGAUCAGAAUUUGAACAAGCUACAGACGAUAAAUUAAAAUGUCAAGCAGAAGCUGCUGCAACGGCUAAAAGUAUCGAUUUGGCCAAUCGACUGGUGAAUGGUCUUGCUUCGGAGAAUGUUCGCUGGAGACAAUCUGUUGUAAAUUUUAAAGGACAGUUUAUAACUUUACCAGGUGAUGCACUUCUAAUCACUGCAUUCAUCUCAUACGUAGGUUGUUUUACACGUCGAUAUCGUAUUGAACUGCUGAAUAAGCAUUGGAUGCCUUUUGUAAAAAAGUUAACUUCUCCAAUACCAAUGUCAGAUGUUUGUGAUCCCUUGAGUUUGCUCACAGAUGAUGCAAUGAUUGCCAAAUGGAACAAUGAGGGAUUACCCACAGACCGUAUGUCUGCAGAAAAUGCUACCAUUUUAACUAACACCGCCAGAUGGCCACUGAUGAUUGAUCCGCAAUUACAAGGUAUCAAAUGGAUUAAAACAAAAUAUGGUGAUCAAUUAACUGUUAUCAGAUUGACGAUGCGAAAUUAUCUUGAUACUAUUGAACGUUGUAUUUCCAACGGUAACGUAAUUCUUUUGGAGAACAUUGGAGAAACAAUUGACGCUGUCCUCGAUCCUAUUCUAGGCCGUGUGCUCGUCAAGAAGGGAAAAUGUAUCAGGAUUGGUGAUCAUGAAAUUGAUUUUGAUCCAAAUUUCAAGCUCAUUAUACACACAAAACUGGCAAAUCCUCAUUACAAGCCUGAGAUACAAGCACAAACGACUCUAAUAAACUUUACUGUAACACGAGAUGGUCUUGAAGAACAGUUAUUAGCAGAGGUCGUGAAGGCUGAAAGACCUGAUUUAGAGUCAUUAAAAUCAAAUUUAACGAAACAACAAAACGAUUACAAGAUCAUUUUGAAAACUUGCGAAGAUAAUCUUUUGGAAAGACUGUCAUCGGCGUCAGGGAAUAUUCUAGGAGAUGAAGCACUCGUCAUAAAUCUAGAGACUACCAAGAAAAUGUCUGCAGAUAUCCAAAUUAAAGCAGCCGAAUCCAAAGUGACUUCGGUAAAAAUAGAUGAAGCUAGAGAGCAGUAUCGACCAGCAGCAGCUAGAGCAUCAUUGCUCUAUUUUAUACUAAAUGACCUAAAUCGAAUCAAUGCCAUAUAUCAGUUUUCAUUAAAGGCUUUUACAGUAGUUUUCAAAUAUGCUUUGUCAGUUGCCGAAGAAGCUGAGAAAUUGAAAGACCGUCUUCUAAACUUAUUAGAUAGCAUCACAUUUUCUGUCUUUAUGUAUACCAGCCGUGGACUUUUUGAGUGUGAUAAACUCAUAUUUAUGGCUCAGAUGGCUUUUCAAAUUCUACUGCAUAGUGAGGAAAUAAAUGCCGGCGAACUAGAUUUUUUACUGAGAUUCCCAGCAAUGCCCAAUUUAACAUCGCCUUUGGAUUUUCUGAGUAACGUCUCAUGGGGCGGUAUAAAAUCUUUAUCGCAGCUUGAUGAAUUUCGUGGCUUGGAUAAAGAUCUUGAAGGAUCAUCAAAACGUUGGCGCAAGCUAGUGGAUAGUGAGUGUCCAGAAAAGGAGAAGCUACCAGGAGAGUGGAAGAACAAGUCUUCCCUACAGAAAUUGAUAAUGAUGAGGGCAUUCCGACCCGAUCGCAUGACGUACGCAGUUCGCGGUUUCAUUGAAGAAAAACUGGGCCAAAAGUUUAUUACAGCCAGAACCGUUUCGUUUGAAAAAUCUUACGAGGAGACUAGCAAUGAAACGCCAACAUUCUUUAUUCUAUCGCCUGGAGUGAAUCCGCUUAAGGAUGUAGAAAAGAUGGGAAAGAAGUUGGGAUUUACGUUUGACAGUGGAAAUUUCCAUAGCGUAUCUUUAGGACAAGGACAAGAAGUUGUUGCCGAAGCGGCGAUGGAUAUAGCUGCUGAAGAAGGACAUUGGGUUAUUUUACAAAAUAUUCACUUGGUGUCAAAGUGGUUACCCAUGUUAGAGAAAAAGAUGGAACAGAAUACAGAACAAUCACACCAUAAUUACAGAUUAUAUUUAAGUGCUGAAGCUGCAGCCGACCCAUCUGCUAAUGUUCUACCGCAGGGAAUUCUAGAAUCGGCAAUCAAGAUCACUAAUGAACCUCCUACAGGUAUGCACGCUAAUCUGCAUAAAGCGUUGGAUAACUUUAAUCAGGAAACGUUGGAGUUAUGCUCAAAAGAAGCUGAGUUUAAGGCAAUACUAUUCUCGCUGUGCUAUUUCCAUGCUGUCGUUGCGGAGCGCCGUAAAUUUGGGCCUCAGGGUUGGAACAGAAAUUAUCCAUUCAACAUGGGCGAUCUGACGAUAAGCGUGAACGUACUGUACAACUACCUGGAGAAUAAUAAUAAGGUGCCUUGGGAGGAUCUCCGCUACUUAUUUGGAGAAAUUAUGUACGGUGGACACAUUACUGACGAUUGGGACCGGAGGCUAUGUAGAAAUUAUCUGCUUGAAUAUAUGCAACCGUUGCUUGUAGAGGGUGAACUGUAUUAUGCACCAGGAUUUCUUGCACCACCAAAUACAGAUUACAUCGGUUAUCAUCGACAUAUUGAUGAAAGAUUGCCACCGGAAUCUCCAUAUUUAUAUGGACUACAUCCAAAUGCAGAAAUUGGGUUUUUGACUAAUACUUCAGAGAUUCUCUUCAAAACGAUAUUUGAAAUGCAACCUAGGGAUUCUGGUGCUGCAUCUGGGGGUGGAUUGAGUCGAGAGGAUAAAGUCCGAUCUACUCUUGAUGACAUUGCAGAUAAACUUCCCGAAGAGUUUAAUAUUGCGGAAAUGAUGGCAAAGGUAGAAGAUCGGACCCCGUUCAUCAUCGUAUGUUUUCAAGAGUGCGAGCGCAUGAAUAUUCUUAUGCGUGAAAUGAAGAGGACUCUUAAAGAAUUGGACUUAGGUAUGAAAGGUGAAUUGACCAUAACCACUGAUAUGGAGGUCCUGGAGCAGGCUCUUUUUAUGGAUCAAGUUCCAGCUGGUUGGGCGGUGAAAGCUUAUCCCAGUCUUCUUCCUUUAGGACAAUGGUGCGGAGAUUUGAGUUUACGGAUUAAAGAGCUUGAGAGUUGGGUCAAUGAUUUUUCGAUGCCUGCUGCAGUAUGGCUGGGUGGUUUUUUCAAUCCUCAAUCAUUCCUCACGGCAAUUAUGCAGCAGACAGCUAGGAAAAACGAAUGGCCAUUGGACAAAAUGUGUCUCAUGUCUGAUGUAACAAAAAAACAGAAGGAGGAAUUUAUGUCAGCACCACGAGAAGGCGCCAAUGUACACGGUUUAUAUAUGGAAGGUGCCAAGUGGGAUUCACAGCUUGGAUGUAUUGGCGAAUCAAAAUUGAAAGAGCUAUUCCCUGUUGUACCUGUCGUUUACCUCAAGGCCAUCACUCAAGACAAGCAGGAUCUUCGCAAUAUGUAUGAUUGUCCUGUCUACAAAACAAAAACAAGAGGACCCACAUUUGUCUGGACAUUUAAUUUGAAGACCAAGGAACGUGCAUCUAAGUGGGUCUUGGCUGGAGUAGCUAUUCUGUUGCAAAUUUAA
Nicrophorus vespilloides is the source of this 13422-nucleotide messenger RNA. Its product is annotated as dynein beta chain, ciliary-like. Gene Ontology annotation, molecular function: dynein intermediate chain binding; dynein light intermediate chain binding; minus-end-directed microtubule motor activity. The transcript is spliced from 7 exons. Lineage: Eukaryota; Metazoa; Arthropoda; Insecta; Coleoptera; Silphidae. Gene Ontology annotation, cellular component: dynein complex. Gene Ontology annotation, biological process: microtubule-based movement. The record is from RefSeq and is a predicted model, not a curated record.